UACUCUCUGUAAUCAUAUGACUGUAAGUAUUCCGCCUAGUUACGGUGUAACGUGCUUCAACAGUUCUUGUCAAAGCUGUUGAUUGCCACCCUGUACCCUAUUUAUACCACGCUUUCAUUCCGUCAUGGUCAGUUUAGCAGAUAACACUGGGAACUCAGGGGGAUUUUUCUUCCGUUCCGAUAUAUCUUCUGAAUCUGACAACAUGACCGAUCGUCUCCACGUGUUUACAGAUGAAGUGGAACCACCCUAUCGUACCAUUAAAACGUUAUGGGCAGCUCUCUUGCAAGCUGUUAUAUUGGUCACACUGUGUUUAAUAACAUUCCUGUAUCCUUGGUUAUGUACCACGUGUCAGCCCGACCCAGUAUCAAUUGCAACAUAUUCAGAAAUUCUCACAUGGACAUUCAUCGUAGCUCUCCAUGUUUACAUCUACAUCCAACAUCAUUACAUUUACAUCUCUGGUUACCUCGAUUUCUCCCAGCGGAUGCUGUACAAGCGUCAUGUACCAGCAGUAUGUGUAACAGUAGGUAUGAUCUUGAAAAUGCUGACCACCCAGAUUUUUGCUGAGUUCAAAUGUUCAUGGCGUGACAAAUGUGGUUUCCUAAAGCCAUAUGCCUACCUUCAAAUCAUUACGACAAUUGAGGUGUUAGUUGCUUUUCUGUUUUUGGUGCAAUAUGGCUAUCAGGUUUCACGGUUCAACAUUGCAAAGAAACUUCCAGAUGUUAUUGAAGAUGAAACUCAGCAAAGUGGUCUUCCUUAUUCUCAGAAUUUCCAGGAUAUUGGAGAACGUGGAUACUCAUUCAAUGAGAAAUUACUAGAAAAACAAGCUGAUAUGGUCCUCAGCCUGAAACGUCGUAAUGAACAACUUGCUCGUCAUGUGUUGACUCUGACAACAGAACUAAGGUCUUUGAAACAUGGCCACAUUCAAGACAGCUUCCACGAAUCUUCCAACAUGUCCAGCAGCAACACAACUCAAUCAUUCCUUGGCCAUUAACCAGAACUCUUGUGUGUGUGUCUGUGUGUAUGUGUACUUGUGUGUGUGUGUAUGAGUGCAUGCAUAUAUGUAACGAUGGGUGCAAGCUGCCUACUUGAGUGUUGAAGAAUGCAGAAUCUCUUUGAGUACAAGUUUUCUUUUGUUUAUUGCAAAUAUUUACCUAUUUUUAAAUUUCUCAUCUCUUUAUUCUUUCAUUUGCAUUUUGCAUACCGACAAUGGAUAAAUAUUCUCUCUCUCUCUCUCUCUCUCUCUCUCUCUCUCUCUCUCUUCUGAUAUGUUUUUUUCUUUUUCUUCCUUUACCACUCUUUCUCAUUUUCUGCUUAAUCUUCUGUUUCUUUUCCAUCUUUUCUCUCUUCUUCUCUGUCUAUGUCUCAACUUAGUUUCGUUUAGUUUAAUGAUUUUUGAAUGGAUAGAAACACAAUACGUUAGAUUUUAAUAAAACGAUGGACACCACCUGUACUGCCAAGAAAUAUAUACAGUGGGAAAAAAAAUAUAGUCAAUAAUCUAUCUUUUUUGAAACGUUUUUCUUUCAGUUUGUUUUCCAAUAUUCAAAACUAAAAUGUGGUUCAUUUAAUUAACUGUUAGUUUCUGUUUCUCUCCUAAUUAAGGAAGAAACUAUCUAGAACAAUUAACUGAAACUGCAAAUGAACCUUUAUUGUGAUAUCCCAUAGAGAAAAAAAAAAAA
Octopus sinensis (East Asian common octopus) is the source of this 1676-nucleotide messenger RNA. Its product is annotated as transmembrane protein 192. Lineage: Eukaryota; Metazoa; Mollusca; Cephalopoda; Octopoda; Octopodidae. The transcript is spliced from 6 exons. Gene Ontology annotation, cellular component: lysosomal membrane; late endosome. The record is from RefSeq and is a predicted model, not a curated record. Bases 125 to 991 code for a protein of 288 amino acids.